This is a messenger RNA of Saccharomyces kudriavzevii IFO 1802, 1482 nucleotides long. RefSeq names its product Rab GTPase-activating protein MSB4 (gene MSB4). NCBI's taxonomy places the organism in Eukaryota, Fungi, Ascomycota, Saccharomycetes, Saccharomycetales, Saccharomycetaceae. The record is from RefSeq and is a predicted model, not a curated record. The transcript has a single exon. The coding region runs from base 1 to 1482 and encodes 493 amino acids.
AUGAUAAUGCCAUCAAAUACACCAAAUGAAGCCCUCUUGAUACCGAACGAAGGUGUUUUGGACACGAUCUCGUCAUUUAAUGAAGAUGGUGCAAAUUAUAGCGUGCUUGAUUUAUACGAUGACGACGAGGAAAAUGACGGUAGUUCUUUGAUAGAACAAAGAGAGAUUUUAACGACGCGAGAGCUAGAGAAAGCAAAGGCAUUCACUAGCUUAGUCAUGGCAGACCCUGAAAAUUUUGAUAGAUAUGGAUUUGGCAAAAAAAGUUAUUUCAUUAGCCAAGAAGAAUAUGAUAAAUGGUGGACAGAAUACAGCAGAUAUAGCGAAAGAAGAAAAAAAAAAUGGGAGAACUAUCUGUGUAAGAAUAAAAUUGAUCUUCACAACGACAAUCCUUUACUAUAUCCUGCAAGAAACGAAGAAUUGAGAAAAUUUGUCAGAAAAGGUAUACCGGCAGAAUGGAGAGGGAAUGCAUGGUGGCAUUUUGCCGGAGGUCAGCAUAAAUUGGACGCCAACGUUGGAGUUUACGACAAUUUGAAAAGUGAUUGUCGUAAGGGCGCUGUUUCAGGGAAGGAUAUGGAAGCGAUAGAAAGGGAUCUUUACCGAACUUUCCCAGAUAAUAUACAUUUUCACAAGGAAUCGUUUCAAAUCGGGGAACCUGCAAUGAUCCAGUCAUUACGUCAAGUCCUAAUGACUUUUUCCGUUUAUAACACGGCUAUUGGAUACUGCCAAUCGAUGAACUUCCUCGUUGGCUUGCUAUUAUUGUUCAUGGAUGAGGAGAAAACAUUUUGGAUGCUGGUUAUAAUUACGAGCAAGUAUUUGCCUGGUGUGUAUGAAUCUGAUUUGGAGGGUGCGAACGUGGACCAAGGGGUCUUGGUGCUGUGCAUUAAGGAGUAUCUACCUGAGAUAUGGUCACAUAUCGAAUCGUCGUAUAUGAACGGCAACGGCAGUAAUGAGCAAGUGUCCGAGCCAAAAUCAGACCAACAAUAUCUUAAUAGACUUCCUACUCUGACCUUAUGCACGGCAAGUUGGUUUAUGAGCUGUUUUGUUGGUGUGGUACCCAUCGAAACGACGCUGAGGAUAUGGGACUGCCUAUUUUAUGAAGAGUCUCAUUUCUUAUUUAAAGUAGCGCUAGGGAUACUAAAAUUGAGCGAAAGCGAAUUUCUGGAGAGCAAAAGCCAAAAACUGUUCAGACAAUACUCUUCAUAUCCAUUUGGCAGCGGUGCCGAUACUGAUUCCACUUUCAAAAAAUUGAAGAACAAGAUCAAGACGCAAGAGGAAGCAGAUAUGGAGAUUUUGCAAGUGAUUCAAAAUUUCCCGAAGCGUUUGCUAAACCCAAACGAAAUCUUCGAGAAGGUGCUCAUGAAGAAGAAGAUGGCGUUGAAUAGCAUAACUCAAGAAAAAAUUGAUCAAGACAGGGGAUAUGUGGCGAUGGAGAGGAGCAGGCAAAGGGGAAGUAGCCGCCCAAAGGAGAAAAAAGCAGAAUAA